Grus americana (Whooping crane) is the source of this 3116-nucleotide messenger RNA. RefSeq names its product myo-inositol 2-dehydrogenase-like. Gene Ontology annotation, molecular function: oxidoreductase activity; nucleotide binding. Lineage: Eukaryota; Metazoa; Chordata; Aves; Gruiformes; Gruidae. Gene Ontology annotation, cellular component: cytoplasm. The transcript has 9 exons. Gene Ontology annotation, biological process: NADPH regeneration. Bases 110 to 1732 code for a protein of 540 amino acids. The record is from RefSeq and is a predicted model, not a curated record.
GAGGGGACGGGCCCAGCCUCCGCCGGGGCGCCGCGCCCGGCUGCCAGGCAACGGCGGCGGGACCGCGCCUUCCGCUUCCGGGGCGGCCGGGCCGGGCCGCGCCGCCGCCAUGGGGCGGAAGAAGAAGACGCUGCACGACUACGCGGCCGAGUUCUCGGAGCUGGCGGUGAAGCGGCACCUCCUGGAGCGCGGCGCCGCCGGGGAGGCGGCGGUGGUGGAGACGCUGUACUGCACCUCCUGCCAGCUGCCCAUGCGGGUGCGCCGCGACCGCAUCCUGGAGCACCUCUCCUCCGGCCGCCACUACCGCAACCGCCGCCUCCUCCGCCAGCACGGCCUGCGCGCCCCGCUGCUCCUCUCUGCAGGUCCAGACGUCGGCACCGGCCUGCCCCUGCAGCUCGACGCGCCCUCCCUGCUCUCCCAGCCGUCCUUCAUCCUCGCCGCUGGCACCGGCACUGGCUACGGCAUGGUCCCCUCUCCGCCCUCCUGCCACAAGCCGCUGGUUCCCCUCCACCCUGCCAGCGCGGCCGCCCCCCGGGAAGACCCGACGCCCUCCACCUCCGCCAGCCGCCCCUCGGCGCUUGCCGCCUUCCACGUGAGGAUCGCGCCUGCCCCCUCGAAGCAGGCCGGCCAGCGGGAACCCGUGCCCGAGGCCCACGACAGCCCGGUGCCCACCACACGGCACAGCAGCGGCAUCGGCCUCGCCCUCUUCGGUGUAGGGCUCCUCAAUAAAGCCUUGUUUCAAAGCCUGCUGGAGGAAACGGGCUGCUGCUUGCUUUAUGUUGUGGAGGAUCAGCUGGAGGAGGUGGAGCGUGCCUUCAACGCCGAGUUCCUGGCCGGCACCAGGGUGCUGCGGCAGCAGGACGCCGACAUCGCGCUCAACGAUCAGCGAGUCUCCGGAGCCAUUAUUUGUUCACCACCUGAAGAAGCCUCCGAGAUCGUAAUCGACGCUUUACGAGCAGGAAAAGGUGUAUUUUGCGAGAGGCUGCCCAGUUUUGACAGGCAGACAGCAGAAGCUUGUUUUGAUGAAGCUGACAGAUGUGGAAGGCCAUUGGUGUGUGGAUUCUACAAGCGCUUUGACCCAGCGCUGCAGUUCUUGUACAAGAAAGUCCGCGACAGCCAGGCGCUGGGGAGGAUCCACCGGAUUUCCACGAUUAGCAGCAUAUAUCCUGCGGCAUCUCUGAGCUUCCUAAAAACAUCAGGUGGAAUUUUUUAUAAUGCUGCUGUGCACGAUAUAGAUAUUAUCAGUUUGUUGUUGGGAGAGAGUGCACCAGAUACAGUAUUUUCACUGGGGCAUGCAUUCUGUGCAGAUAUGGCCUGCUUGAAGGAUGCAGACACUGUAGCGGUCAGCAUGAAAUUUCCUAGUGGAGCAAUUGUUACUUUGGACGUCAGUCAGCACUGCACUAAAAGCUGUGAUCAGAGACUAGAGGUUCACGGUUCUCAAGGAACGUUACGGGUAGAUAAUCAGAAUCCCCUGGGGAUUACGGAGCAUGGGACUUCGGUAUCCAUAUAUUCACAGACCCAAGCUGAUCGCUACAGAGAUGCACACAGGGAGCUCUUUCGACACUUUCUGAGAACCCUGAAAGGCAAGGAACCCCCUGCGAUAACCAAAGAGCAGUUUCUCUGGACGAUUCAGGUCGCUGCAGCUGCUGAACAGUCCUGGAGAAACGGAUCCGCUGUUGACUUGCGUAGUGCGGCAAUAGAUUCGUCUGUAAUCAAGACUGAGAUAAUGUGAUAGGUGCCGAAGGAUAACCGUCAAGCUGCGCUGCAGCGAGGCCGUGCCGCGCAGUGAGGUCUCCACUGGAACCUUCAAAUAAGACUUGCAGUUUUGACAUUUCCGCCGGGAAUGCCUGGAAGACAAAGGCACUUUUGAAGCAGAAGCACUCGGCACUGACAUUGCGGAUGUUUCUUAGCGCAUCAGCCAGAGCCCCCGAGAAAUCCGGGCAGUUCCGUGCAGGCAGCUUUUCCUUCUGCAGAGCUCUGCUGGCCAAGGAGCUCUGUUUUCCUGGGAGAGGACCGAUGCUCCUGGGGCCGUGGCAAGGUGGCGUGGAGCACCAGCAGCCACGAUGGGACCGGCGCACGUGGACAGCUCUCCUGGCAGCUUCGCAAGCAAAAUGGCACAAUGCUCCGAAACGACACGGGAGCAUCCGUCUGGUCUCUGCUCCUUCCCCUUCAGCAUAUGCGGGAACACGACUUCUGUGCUGAACUCACCUCUGGGCCUCCUAUUUAUUGUUUGGUUUGCUGGUCUUACAGGGUUUUCUAAAUCUUUUUGGAAAGAAGAAGUUAGAAUCUGAUCUUCUUGGGUGGUGGGGAGAAGAACUGAAGAAGCAGGGAGGGAGACCGCUGACCGACCCGACGUUAGGGAUGGGAGACUUCCUAGUAAGACCAGGAAUUGAGGCUGUUCCUUAGAGGAGCUCAGGCAUUUCAGUGAUAAACGCUGCGUUAUUACAGGGUUUUUCCGGAACGUGACCUGUGAAUUUGCACAGGGGCCCUGCACAAGAUCCAUUGCUGAGCCCGCGGCUGCUGGGCGCUGUCUGGAUUCCAGACACGGCAGCUGUCUGCAGACCGUUGUUCUUCCUUAAAAGCAAAUGUUGUAUCUUAACAUUUUGGUAGCAAAAUUGAACUAAUAAUCAUGUCCUUUGAGUCUAGGAAAGGCAUCUGAUUACCUAUUUUGAAGGUGGUUUUUUUUACAGUCCAGCAGGUUUGGAAUAUACGCCAGAGAGGAAGAUAGUGCCUUCAGCAACAGGCCAGUCUGCUUUUAAACCAGGUUCUUUGUACCUUUUUCUUCUUGCGUUGAGCUUAUCGCAGCUGUAGAGAUUUUACUAAUCUUGUCUACUUCUCACAUGCCGGUUUUCAAGAUCUUUUGAAAGCUUUUUUUAUUGUAUCAAAAUAAUGUUCUUGCUUUGAGUGUUAUUUUAUGAACGACACUUCUCGCAAGAUUCCUUAGUUCAAUCAAUUUCCCAUUCCUACGUAUGGAAUAUAUAUUACUAAAACUAGGAAUAGCAGUGACGUUUAUAAUGAAAGAGAAUUCUCUCAUGGAAAUACUGUUUUUAACGGUGUAAUCUUUCAAACUGAGAAAAGGUACGUCUUAAUGAUAAAGAUUGCUAUUGAUUUAAUUG